This is a messenger RNA of [Torrubiella] hemipterigena, 987 nucleotides long. The record is from the annotation of a GenBank genome assembly. NCBI's taxonomy places the organism in Eukaryota, Fungi, Ascomycota, Sordariomycetes, Hypocreales, Clavicipitaceae.
AUGGCUGGCCCUGGAAACAAAAAGAGAUCUCAUACCGGACGCAGCAAAGUUCCGUACAAAAAGCAAAAAAAGCAACAAGUUUACAACAGCGACUCAGAGGAGGAGCCGCAGCAGGAAGAGCAGGCCGAAGACUUUGAAGGCGUCAACCUACUCGACUCAGACGAUGAUAUUCACAAUGCGCGAGUAGAUGAUGUUGGUGCAGAUGAGGAUGGCGAUAGCUUUUCGGAUUCUGAUUCCGAGCCCGAAACCAAACCCACCAGCAAAUCGAAAGCUCCCGCAAAGGCAAAGAUGACAAUGAAGUUGACCAAGAAGCCUGCCAAGGAAGCUGCCAAAGACGAGGACGACGAUGAAGACGACGAAGAGGAGGACGAUGAUGAUGAGGAUAUGGAGGGAGAUGAAUUCGACAUAAACGAUGACACCGAUGAAUCUGUUGGCGACGACGAAUAUGGUGUCGGUGAUGACGACAGAAAACCCAAGAAGCGCAACGACCCUACUGCUUUUGCCACCUCGCUUUCCAAGAUUUUGUCGACCAAACUGUCAAACUCGAAGCGAUCAGAUCCCGUGUUGGCGAGAAAUGCGGAAGCACACGAGGCUUCCAAGGCUGCUGUUGACAGCGCUCUCGAAGCCAAGGCCAAGCGUCACCUUCGCGACAUGAAGCGCAAAGCCAUGGAGAAGGGCCGCGUCAAGGAUGUGCUCGUUGCAUCCAACUCAGAAACCACUGGCGAACCCGACAUGACAACAGGAGACAUCCUUGCUUUGGAGGGCAGACUACGCAAAGUUGCCCAACGUGGUGUUGUCAAGAUGUUUAACGCCGUGCGUGCGGCACAGGUCAAGAGCGCCGAGGCGGAGAAGAACACAAAGCGAGACGGUGUUCUCGGCAUGGGCACAAGAACAGAAAAGGUCAACGAGAUGACCAAGAAGGGCUUCUUGGAUCUCAUUGCAUCAGGAGGCGGCGGUCUUAAGAAGAGCGGCUUGGAAGAAGCAUAA